This is a messenger RNA of Pyrus x bretschneideri (Chinese white pear), 465 nucleotides long. Its product is annotated as transcription factor IBH1. Gene Ontology annotation, molecular function: protein dimerization activity. Lineage: Eukaryota; Viridiplantae; Streptophyta; Magnoliopsida; Rosales; Rosaceae. Bases 1 to 465 code for a protein of 154 amino acids. The transcript has a single exon. Gene Ontology annotation, biological process: regulation of DNA-templated transcription. The record is from RefSeq and is a predicted model, not a curated record.
AUGAAUUCUCCUAACCCUAAUUCAUUGAAAUCUAGGUUCACUAAAGGGUUCGUGAAAGCCCUAAUCAGAAUAAACAAAAACCACCCCAGAUCAGCAUCAUCAUCAAUAUCGUCUUCCCCGAGAGAGAUCCGGCGGCGAUAUCAUAAAAUCAAGACUGCUUCUUAUGCAUCCAUGGCUUGUGCUGUAGGGAGAAGAAGAGCAUGGAGUAGGGCGCUGCUCUGGAAGAUCCGAAACCAAGCGUGCAACGGUGGCGUUGUAAGGAGAUCAAUUGGCAGUCGCUCUCACUACUCCAUGAAGAAAAGAGUUGAGCAGAACAAGGUAAAUGAGCUGCGGAAGGUCGUACCUGGCGGUGAAGGCAUGGAUACUUGGAGCUUGUUGGAGGAGACUGCUCAUUACAUGAAGUGCCUUACCACACAGGUAAAGGUGAUGAGGACAAUUGUGGAAAUUCACUCUACUACUACUUGA